CUCCAUCCCUAUAACCUGGGCUCUUCCCUCCCCCUUCUAUCUUCCCAGGCUCGGUGACGUCACUGGCUCAGCUUCAGCACCACGGAGAGCAGCCUCUCCCCAUCCUUCUCAGCUCUGCUCCAUCCAUCCUGCUAGCCCAUAGGAGGGGGCAGAGAGCCACAGGCCUGCAGGAGGAGGUGGGGAGGGGUCCUGGCUGGUAGGGAGAAGCCUGCAGGCCUGCCGGUGGUCGGGAGAAGUCCUUUGUGGGAAUAGGAAGCCUGGUUCUUCAGCUUUUGCAUGGAACCAAGCUUCAUUCAGUCGGCCAUGGCUUUAGGCUUGCCAUCUAAGAAGGCUUCUUCAAGGAACAUUGCUGUGGAGAGGAAGAACCUUCUCACUGUGUGCAGGUUUUCGGUAAAGACCCUCCUGGAAAAAUAUACAGCAGAGCCUAUUGAUGAUUCCUCAGAGGAGUUUGUGAAUUUCGCUGCAAUUUUGGAACAUAUCCUGAGUCACCGCUUCAAAGGCCAUGUUAGCUGGUUUAGCACAGAUGGCCAGAGAGGGUUUUGGGACUACAUUCGCAUUGCUUGCAGCAAAGUGCCCAAUAACUGCAUUAGCAGCAUUGAGAAUAUGGAGAACAUUAGCACAUCAAGAGCAAAGGGCCGGGCCUGGAUACGCCUUGCGCUCAUGGAGAAGAGACUUUCGGAAUACAUAGUGACCGCAUUAAGAGACACUAGGACCACCAGGAGGUUUUAUGAUGAUGGCGCCAUCUUGCUGCGCGAGGAGUCGUCUGUACUCACGGGAAUGCUGAUAGGCUUAAGCGCCAUUGACUUCAGCUUUUGUUUGAAAGGGGAAGGCAUUGACGGGAAGACCCCAGCGGUCAUAGAUUACACCCCAUACUUGAAGUUCACCCAGAGCUAUGAUUACCUGAGUGAGGAAGAAGAUCGAGAGAGUGUGGGGGGCAGCAGCAGUGAAGACAGCUCCCCAGAGCACCCCUAUCUGCCCCUUCUCACAGAUGAGGAGAGCUGGUACAGCAAGUGGCGUAAGAUGGAGCAGAAAUUUCGCAUUGUCUAUGCACAAAAGGGUUACCUGGAAGAGCUGGUCCGUUUGAGAGAGUCUCAGCUGAAGAAUCUGGAAGCGGAGAAUAAGAGGCUGACUCAAAGACUCAACGAACAGGCGGAACAGGGUCUUCAGGAGAAGCAUCAGCUGGAGGGAGUUAUCCUGGAACUGCAGGAACAGCUCACUGGGCUACUCCCUUCUGAAAAUGCCCCCAUCAAACAGUUCAACUCCAGCAUUGGGGCCCCUCUGGUAAACCAGUGGCCCUCCCUGGGCGCCCUUAAUGAUAACGAGACAUCUGUUAAGCCCUCGCUGUACAGGAGACACAGCUAUCUGAGCACAGAACAUCUUUCCGCUGAGCUCAGCCUGAGCUCCGAAUCCCAAAGGGGGGAAGCAAAACAGGAUGGGGAACCAUGGGGUCCUAUUGGUAAGGACCCCACUCCAUCAAUGUUGGGCCUGUGUGGAUCUUUGGCAUCUAUUCCCAGCUGUAAAUCUUUGCCAAGCCUGAAAUCCAAUGAAUGCCUUGUCAGUAAUAGCAGUGAGACAAGUCCUGCCGGGAGCCCCAGCUGAAGCUUUUUUUUGCUAGACAUUUCUACCAUGUUAAGUCCUGGCUGCAAGAUAAGAAGCCCACUCCGACUGAAUAUACCAUUACAUGUUCCCAUGUAUAUGCACGGGCACGGCUAGGACCUCCAACCUUUAUCAUGCCACUUUCUGACAAAAGAAUAUUAAUCAUAUAUGAGAGAUCUAUAGAAUAGCACACAACUUCUGAUCCAAAACCCAACAGAAGACUAAGAAAGUCAAGGAUGACCAGUUCUUCGCACCUUUACUUGUGACCGAUCGCGACCCCUGAUGGAGACUCUAUAAAUCAAACUAUUUUAUCAUUUCGGUCCAACAUGAUACAAGUGAACGAGUUCCUUAACUUCAUCCACCUUUUCAAACAAUUGACUCCAUAUUUUUCCCCAUGACUGUCAUGGACCAACUGGAGACCUUCAACUCAUGAACCCUAGGGCAGAAGUUGGCUCCAUUCCAUCUUCAUCAUCAUCGUAUGUUGUGUAUUUUACCACUGAUACAAAACUGUGGUUGUCAUGAAAACUGCCUUUUCCAGAGGAUGCUGUGCAACUCUGUCCAUUAAACUGAUAAACUGUGA
Hyla sarda is the source of this 2176-nucleotide messenger RNA. RefSeq names its product RUN domain containing 3A (gene RUNDC3A). The coding region runs from base 277 to 1599 and encodes 440 amino acids. The transcript is spliced from 11 exons. Gene Ontology annotation, cellular component: cytosol. The record is from RefSeq and is a predicted model, not a curated record. Lineage: Eukaryota; Metazoa; Chordata; Amphibia; Anura; Hylidae.